GCGUCUCUGGCAUUGGGCUCCUGGUUUCCUUCAUGGCAACCAAGAUGAAAGGAAUCUACAAAAGUUUCAAAUUAAUCUCCCAAAUCUUUGUUGUGAAGGAGAGAGAGAUGGAAAUUGGGUUCCCAACAGAUGUUAAACACGUGGCACACAUUGGAUGGGAUGGCCCAUCUGGCAGUGCACCCAGUUGGAUGAACGAGUUCAAGACUUCAUCAGAUUUCUCAGCAACAUCUCUUGCCAACAUCAGUGACCGACGUGAUUCCAAUCCUCUAGCUCUUUCCACAUGGUCCUCUCAAGAUUUUGAGCAGUCCAUGGGACGCCAAACCGCGUCGGAGAUGUUCACAGACAUUCCCCCUAAUGACCUUCCCAACAUUCCGAAGAAACCAAAGCGGAAAAAGAGCAAGUCCACUUCCUCUCCUAGCUCAACAUCCUCCUCAUCAAGAGGAUUUAGAUUGACAAAGUCAAAGGCUGCAUAUAACAACAUGGAGGCAACACCAAACAUGCAGCUACUUUAGAGAUAUCGGUCCAAGUUUUCGAAAUUGGUCGCUGAUUUCAGAGAAUUUGUCAUGUGCAUAGAAAAGAUUUCUGAAGACCCCUUUUUGAGAAUGAAAGUCUAACAACUUGAACAUAAUUUGUGUAUAUCUUGAAAAGCACGAGGCUUUAGGGAAAAGGGAGUGAGUUAGUUGGUGGGAGCAAGAGGGAUGUGAAGAAGACAAGGGUGGUAAUUACUUUGUUCAGUUUAGGAAAAUACCCCCUUUUUUUUUUUUUUUUGGUUGCUUCUACAACAUAAA
This is a messenger RNA of Morus notabilis, 788 nucleotides long. RefSeq names its product CRIB domain-containing protein RIC10. NCBI's taxonomy places the organism in Eukaryota, Viridiplantae, Streptophyta, Magnoliopsida, Rosales, Moraceae. The transcript has 4 exons. The record is from RefSeq and is a predicted model, not a curated record. The coding region runs from base 33 to 512 and encodes 159 amino acids.